GAUGACGGCGAUUUGAGAUUUCUUGUUUUUGUAAUGUUCUUUUUUCCAAUACAAUCGAUUUUGCAGAAGAAACAUUAAUGAUUUCGGUAAUCUUUUAAAUUUAGUAAUUUAUGUUCAAUAUUAAAAGAUGGAUUCAAAAGAUGUUUGCAUUGAAAUCGAGAACGAUGAAUUUUAUAGUAAGUUCUUGGUGGAAUCCGUGAAACCGCUUGUCGGCGAAAACAUAUCCGUGACCGAACAGGUAAACAAGCUCACCCAAGGGAUCGAGAAGCUCUCCAAAAGUCUUGAAUCUCAAGUCCUGGCCAAACACAAUGAUUUACUGUCUCAGGCAAGUAAUAUUUCCGAUUUAGAGGCAAUGCUGGAAUCUGUUCGUUCUCAAGUCCAAGGGCUGCUCCGCGGCGCUGAAAAACUCAAAGAUCGUGUACAUAAACCCUACGACGAGCUAAAAAACCAAACUAUGAUGCUGGAGAGAGUGCAAACAACUUGUAACCUCCUUAGACACUCAUCUAAAAUACUCGCGUUGUGGAAUAAACUUAAUUCAGUCAAAGAUAACCCUACAAAGGAAGCUAUGAUACUUUUCGAGUUAAAUGAACUUAUAAGCGACUAUGAUUUCAAAGGAAUAACUUUACUUGACGAUGUGUUAACACAAGUCGAACAACAGCGGAAACAAUUAUUAAAAAACUCCACAGAUCUAUUACAAUCUAGCUUAUUGAAUGGUGAUAAGGUAAAACUUCUACAGUGUUUCAAAGUGUUUCACAAUCUCCAGUGUACAGAAGAACAAAUCAAAUGCACAGUUGACAGCAUUUUAAAGGAUUUGAGAAAGGAAAUAAAUACUGCACUCAAUGUAGAAAUGGUGUCCAUAGAAGUUAAGAAAUCGAGUUCUGGACGAAUUGCUCCUGGUAAAGCAAAUAUAAUGAAUGCUCAAGAUUUUAAGAUCAAACUCUGGGACAAUAUUGAUAAACUGUUCAAAAAUGAAAUGUACAAUAGUUGCAUGAAAAUAGUCAUGCUUCAAAAUGUUGUGAACGAAUUGCAUGCCAUAGGCAAUUUUAGGAAUAUAGCAAAAAGAUUCUGGGAUGAAUUAUCACUAAUCUUCAGCAAUGAACUGGAAAAAAGUCCAUCAACAGUGAGUCAAUCUGUCGAAAUAGAUUUCCCAAAACUAUUAAAAUGUUUUAAUGAUUUGCUAUCACGCUUAAAAUGUAAGAAUUUAGAAAUGAACCGUUCCUCAUUAACCAAAUGGGAGAAUUCAUUUUUGUCAAAGUCUUUGGCCAAGCUUCUAGAACCUGUAAGAAGUAUGUGGCAUUUGAACCAAGUGCCGACAAUGGAUCAAGUAGACAAUGCUAUUAGGGUUAUUGCUGAAGCUCUAAGUAUUUCAUUGGCAGAUAAAAACUUGAGUAUAAGCUUAGCUUAUAGUGUGGCAAAGAGCAUUAAGCAGAUGAACGUAGAAGCUGAACAGCGUUUAUGUAUGGACAGUGAUGUAGCACAGAUUAUAGAAGCACCAACCAGCUCGCAGCAGAAGAAUGCAGAUCUGUGCAAUGCACUAUACUACUUCACAUCACAAAUAAAAAGAGUUCUCGCAAACAUGAACUCAAUGCUACCUCCGGAAAGCAUACAAAUAGUUCAGAACAGUUUGAAAGACAUAUCUAGCUUACCUGUCCUUAAUCUCUUCGCAGAAUCAAUAAAGAAUUCCCUAUACCUUAUUUUAAUGACAAUGCAUGAUGAACCAGAUCUAAUAAGAGCUGAAGACCCAAAUAGUAAAGUAAUAUCUUGUUCUCCCUAUAUGAAAGAGUUACAACAGUUUGUAUCAAGGUGCAAAGAUAUAUAUUUGUCAUUAUUUAACGAGAAACAGGCAUUGAAUGAAUGCUGUAUAGACAUAUCAAAGUCUUGUAUAGAAAGAUUUAUGCAGCAUGUUUGUAAUGUCCGUCCUAUCAGUGUAUACGGAAGGGCGAAACUUCAAGCUGAUUGCAAACAUUUGGAAACUUCUUUUGCCCCUUUAGUAAAUGAUAUAACAGAAUUAGGUGACCAUUAUCGUCAGCUGAAAGCGUUAACUUUACUUUUGGAGAAGAAGCCACAGGAUAUUGCAAAAAGUCAACACGAAGGAGCAUUGUUACCUUAUUCUUUAGUCAUGAUGUACCUCUUUUCUUAUGGAGGUCAGCAGUUGUUGGCACCCCACGUAUGUGCAGGUUGGAACAUCCAAAAAUUGAUACAGUGGCUCGACAGUCACAAAUCUGAACGGGACAGACUGGAGUUUGUCGCAGGUGCUUUACAGCGAUACCAGAACCAUGUGCGUCAGAACCAAAUAACAUGUUACGAUGAGGUUUACCCCGUGCUGUUGCAGCUACUUGAUGAGGGCAGGAAGUCUUUGAAGAAGUAGUUUACAUUUGACAUAGUAAAUUAUUAUUUAUUCUUGUUUGUAAUUAUAUAUAGAACAUUCCAUGUGUAAAUAAAAU
Pararge aegeria (speckled wood butterfly) is the source of this 2444-nucleotide messenger RNA. RefSeq names its product conserved oligomeric Golgi complex subunit 5 (gene fws). The coding region runs from base 128 to 2368 and encodes 746 amino acids. Lineage: Eukaryota; Metazoa; Arthropoda; Insecta; Lepidoptera; Nymphalidae. Gene Ontology annotation, cellular component: COG complex. Gene Ontology annotation, biological process: intra-Golgi vesicle-mediated transport. The transcript is spliced from 2 exons. The record is from RefSeq and is a predicted model, not a curated record.